AUCGUCACCACCCUUCCAAAAGACACCUCACCUCCUCCAUUGCUUUGCUUCUCUUUUCCAUUGUUUUUGCCUCCUGAAAAAUUCUCUCUUUCACUGUGAGGUUCCAACCUUUUAGUAGUGGAUUCCUCCUUCCUUCUCCUUUCUUGAGUAGUUUCUCACUGUACGCUGUGGUGGUGGUGUGAUUGAGAGAAGGGGGGAGCCGGAAGAGAGAGAGAUAUGCAAAGAAAGGGAGAGAUGAAGAGUUCUGGUGGUCGAUCAGCAGCUAAGAUGGAGAGAAAGAUGGUGGAGAAGAACAGGAGAAUGCACAUGAAGGGACUCUGCUUCAAGCUCUCCUCUCUCAUCCCAAGAGAACACAUCACCUCCUCAAAGGAUGCUUUGACGCAGCAAGAUUACUUGGACUUAGCUGCAUCUUAUAUUAAAAGCCUUCGAGAAAGGAUUGAAAAUUUGAAGCAAAGGAGGGAAUUGCGAACUAGUACCGACGUCGGAAUCAACAAGGGCAUUAGCAAUGGGAUGGCAAAAGGCAUGAGCCUUCCUGUGAUUGAAGUCAGACACCAAGAAUCAAACUUGGAGGUCGUUUUGAUAAGUGGGCUUAACAGGAGUUUCACAUUCCAUGAGGUGAUCAGCAUCCUUGAGGAAGAAGGUGCAGAAGUUGUCAAUGCCAGCUUCUCUGUUGUUGGUGACAAGAUCUUUCACACAAUUCACUCGCAGGCAGUUAGCUCCAGAAUUGGCUUUGAAGCUUCAAGGGUAUCUGAGAGACUAGAGGAGUUGGUUCAAUAAGCAAUUUUAGAUCCUCAAGAAGCUGGAACCCUCGAAACCAGAGUGAAAAACAAGUUCAAUAUUGUUGAUAACAGCAGUUAUUAGCAUCGAAGAUAGAAAAGGGAUUACUCUCUUGUAUUGGUUGCUCUGGCUUCAAUGGUGACUCAUCUAUUUUUUCUUUAGAACAUGGUUAUGCUAGGAGGUUGCAUCUUUCUCUGAAGAGGCUAUUGGUCUUGCUAUUGUAUUAAGAAAUUAGCUUUCUAAGAUUGCCUUGGCAGUUCUGUGCUCGAGAUAUAAUGCCAACAUUGAAGCUUUUCUUUUUAACUAUGGUAUUGCAUGACCAAUGAAUUGUUAAAGCAA
Molecule: messenger RNA, 1116 nt
Organism: Phoenix dactylifera (date palm)
Lineage: Eukaryota; Viridiplantae; Streptophyta; Magnoliopsida; Arecales; Arecaceae
Product: transcription factor bHLH162-like
Biological process (GO): regulation of transcription by RNA polymerase II
Cellular component (GO): RNA polymerase II transcription regulator complex
Molecular function (GO): protein dimerization activity; RNA polymerase II transcription regulatory region sequence-specific DNA binding; DNA-binding transcription factor activity, RNA polymerase II-specific
Source: RefSeq, a predicted model, not a curated record